AUGGCAAAGUUGCAGAGUUCCCUGGGAGGAACUCAUGAGGUUGAGCUCCUGACCGUCGACGAGGCAUUUCCCCUUUUGCAGCCUGUCAAAAUCAAUCCUCUACCGGACGACUCGGACGACUGGUUUAAAGAAAGCGCCGUUGUUUCCAAGCAAGAAUUUUAUCAGCAAUUCCCUGGCCCCAUCGAUAAUUUCAAGGAUGAGGAAGGUUCUGACACUGAUGUCUCUCUGAACGGAAACAUUGAGACCAGGCACCGCUUGCCGCCGCCCCACAUUUCUGACCGACCGCCAAAUAGACCACCAGAGAGAAGCAAUCGCCCGGAUGUCAAGCAGCAUAGAUUGAAAUGGGAUCUACCAGUCAUACUUCAAGGGACUGAAGUCCUGGCCUGUCCUGACACAGGAUCCGAACAGAACAUCCUGUCCAAGGACACUGCCAGCCAACUUGGCAUUCUGGGCCAGCUGGACCCAAGCCUUUCGACCAAGUUCGUUCUAGGGAACGGCAAAGGCGUGCAGUCCCUAGGAGCCCUUGAAAUGGAGAUCCGAUUCGCACAACAACCCGACAUACUGCUGACUUGCAUGUUCCACGUGUUUGAGAGCUUGAUCCGUCCAGCCAUCAUUGGCGGUGUAUUCCUGAGACUUACCGAAACCAUGACGAAGCACCGCGAACGUCGGCUUCGAGAAAGGCACGCGGCUUCUGCGUCCCCUCUGCAGGUGAUGCAUAUCGGAACUUCCAGGGAGAGGUUCAGGUGUUACGUGGACAGUACCUUGGUGAAUGCACACGCCGAUACGGGCUCGGAGAUGGACCUUGUAUCCCAAAAGCUUGUCCACAAAUCCUCUCAGCGCUCUAGGGUCUUGGAGCAUCGCCUAGCAGUUCAAUUUGCCGAUGCGAGCAUUGGUUGGAUAUCCCACCAGAUAUUUGCCAGGUUCUCGGCUGAUUUGCAGCAGCCCAAAACUGAGUGGAUUGGCAAAUUGUUCUAUGUGCCAGAUGAACUGCCCUGCGAGAUUCUCCUGGGGGAGGAGACUCUCGACAACCUGCAGGCAUUCGAUCGAGAAAGCUCCUUCGCGAUGGAGAUACUGGAUCCAGAUGGUAUCGAGCUCUGCACAAUCUUCUGGGCGCAUCAUCUUGAAAGGAAGACAAUACAAACGUUCAGUAGACUGUGGGAAAGGACUUCGAAUGCCAGAGCAAGAAAACGGCACGCAGACGGCGAUGGUGAGUGUGAAGAUGAGCAUGAGUUCCGACUGGGCUUCACUGACGUUUGCAUAGAACCGCCGGCGCAGGACAGCGAAUUAUCGCUUCGCCUCGACGACCCGUUAUUGGCCGACGUCCAUCCACAGUUUUGGGUAUGGUUAGGGCAAAUGGCAUCAGGAGGCGAAGUGCCUGCAACCCAAUCUGCCUUGCCAGACUACAUCAACAUGCCACUGCUCCAUGCGCUGGACGGUUGGGAGACCCAUCGGCGGCGUAAGACCGACUGCAAAUUGGAGGAUAGCCGUGAACUCUUUUCGGAGGGAGAGCGUCGACGACUCUUCGACGAUUGCAGGGAUACAGUCCUUAAUGCGUUGCAAUCCACCAUGUUAGCCAACUCGGAACCUCCUUCAAAUCCGCCUGCAACGCCUCCAGACCCCGCGGAAGACAUGGCUUUGGGCUCAGCUACAACACCAUCCAGCCUAAGGCCUACUAGGCCCAUCACUGCAUUGUCCGUCGUUGACCUGUCUCCGACUCCCGGUGCUGUGCCCGAACCAGCUCGUCCCGGGGCCGGUGCUUACAUAUGUACGCACGAAGAUUGUGCUGCUGCGCCCUUUCCGACACAGUACUUGUUGAACAGCCACACGGACAACAUGCAUUCUAAUGCGAGGCGGCCUCAUUUUUGUCCGGUCGGCGGGUGUCCUCGAGGUCCUGGUGGUCAGGGCUUCAAGAGAAAGAAUGAACUGAUCAGACACGGCUUCAUGCAUCUCUCGCCAGGCUACAUUUGCCCAUUCUGUCCUGAUCAACUGCAUAAAUACCCACGACCUGACAACUUGCAACGUCACGUACGGGCGCAUCACUCGGACCAAGAUCGAGACGACCCUCGGCUUUGUGAGGCGCUCGGUCUGCGUGUGACCAGAGACGGAGGCGCAUAA
This is a messenger RNA of Capronia epimyces CBS 606.96, 2115 nucleotides long. RefSeq lists its product as uncharacterized. The transcript has 4 exons. Gene Ontology annotation, cellular component: nucleus. NCBI's taxonomy places the organism in Eukaryota, Fungi, Ascomycota, Eurotiomycetes, Chaetothyriales, Herpotrichiellaceae. Gene Ontology annotation, biological process: regulation of transcription by RNA polymerase II. The coding region runs from base 1 to 2115 and encodes 704 amino acids. The record is from RefSeq and is a predicted model, not a curated record.